This is a messenger RNA of Colletotrichum tamarilloi, 2700 nucleotides long. RefSeq names its product monooxygenase. NCBI's taxonomy places the organism in Eukaryota, Fungi, Ascomycota, Sordariomycetes, Glomerellales, Glomerellaceae. Gene Ontology annotation, molecular function: N,N-dimethylaniline monooxygenase activity; NADP binding; flavin adenine dinucleotide binding. The record is from RefSeq and is a predicted model, not a curated record. Bases 1 to 2700 code for a protein of 899 amino acids. The transcript is spliced from 5 exons.
AUGGCUUCCUCGCGCAUAACUCAGAUCAGCAAGCAUCUCGGACCUGGGAACUCACGAACACCAGAUCCCAAGCCUGCUGAGCCUUACGUAGUCGUCGAACAACCCCUAGGAACAGGAAAAAGGGUCCGCAUCAUCACAAUCGGCAGCGGCGCAAGCGGCCUCAACAUGAUCCGCACCUUUCGUCAGAAACUCACAAACUUCGAACACAUUGUCUAUGAGAAGAACCCCGAAGUUGGAGGUACUUGGUACGAAAACCGCUAUCCGGGAUGCAAAUGCGAUAUACCCUCGCACAACUACCAAUUCUCCUGGAAGCCGAAUAAAGAGUGGAGCAGCUUUCUGUCUCCGGCGGAAGAGAUUCAGACGUACUUGUGCCGCUUGUGUGACGGCGAAGACCUACGGCGCCAGAUCAAGACUAAUCAUCUCGUGACAGGAGCAUUCUGGGAUGAAGAUGCUGGGGGAUGGACGGUCAGGGUGAAGAAUUUGGAGGACGGUGUGGAGUUUGAGGAUUAUUGCGAGUUUCUGCUGAACGCGAGUGGUAUUCUCAACAACUGGAAGUGGCCAGAUAUUCCCGGCUUGCACGACUUUUCCGGCUCCCUCCUUCACAGCGCCGACUGGGAUGAUAAGUUUGACUGGAAAGGAAAAAGAGUCGCCAUCAUAGGCAAUGGCUCAUCUGGUGUUCAGAUCGUUCCAGCUGUACAAAGAGGGAAAGACGCAAAGGAAAUGAUUCAUUUUAUUCGGGGACCAACUUGGAUUAUGCCGCCUCGGGUUCAGACAUUGCUACUGGGCAAAGCAAAGCAAACGAUGGAGCAGAUCGAGUUGGACGAUGAUGAGAACUUCACGCCAGCUCAGAUUCACAAGUUCAAGUCGGAUCCUGCACUCUACAAGUCGUUCGUAAAGGCCAUAGAGGAGCAAGUUAACAACAAUUUCUUCCUCGUUGGUGACCCAAUCUUCUCUUUUCUGAACUUUCCACUAACUGUAAGGCUCCAGGUAUUAAAAGACUCGGAGACUCACCGACAAGCAACAGCAGGUGUCACUCAAUACAUGCAAUCAGCACUCAACGACGACCAAAGACUGAUCGAUAUCCUGAUCCCCAAGUUUCCUAUUAGUUGUCGUCGGAUGACACCAGGUGUGGGGUACCUAGAAUCGUUGACGAAACCCAAUGCGAGAGUCAUCUCGGGAGGAAUCGCUCGCGUAGUCUUGGAUGGCCUGGUUACAGAAUCCGGGGAACACAUUGCGGUUGAUGCCAUCGUGUGUGCCACAGGAUUCGAUGUCUCGUUUCGCCCGCGGUUUCCCAUUAUUGGACGGCGGUCUACAAAUCUCCAGGAUAUCUGGGCCAAGGAUAUCCCGAAAGCCUACAUGUCUUGCGCGGUUCCCGAGAUGCCUAAUUACUUUGUCUUCCUCGGUCCAAAUGCCCCAAUCGGCCAUGGCAGUGUCUUCACGAUAACCGAGCUGCUCGCAAAAUACAUCGCCGGCAUCAUCAAGAAAUGCCAAACUGAGGGCAUCAAAUCCAUCAGCCCCAGCCUCGACGCAGUCAAUGAGCUUCACGAACAUACCCAAGCCUUCAUGCCGCGAACAGCGUGGGCAGGGUCCUGCAGGUCCUGGUUCAAAGGUGGUGCUGUGGAUGGACCCGUCACGGCGCUGCAUCCCGGGAGCAGAAUCCACUUUUUCCACAUGUUGGAGAACUUUCGAGGUGAGGAUUGGGAUUAUGUACGGUCCACGGCUCAAUCGUUACCUCUGACAAUCUGUGGUGUAUCAGACCUAUCAAUCACCUCCAACACAACCUCCAACAUGGGUACAGACGCACAAAAGAGGGUCAGCCUGACCUUCCUCUCAACCGGCUCAGUCCGCAUCAAACUCCCCAUGAAAAGCCAACCGGUAAAAUCCUACCUCGACCAAUUCGUCACCCUGCGCCGCUUCCGCUGCAUCGCAAACCGCCAAUGGACGGAACCCCUCCCCAUCGGCGUCUUCCUCAUCGCCCACCCAGGAGGACCAAUCCUCUUCGACACGGGCGAGUCUCCCUGCUUCAAUGACCCGGGCUACCUCCCCUACCUAUCCCCGACAAAGAUGUUCAGCAGCGUGGACAUCAAGCCUGAAGACGGAAUCGUGCAGCAAUUACAGCGUCUCGGUGUGGAGCCCAGCGAUCUACAGGCCAUCGUGCUGAGUCACCUCCACGGCGACCACGCUGGCGGAUUGAAGGCUCUGAAAACUGCUGCGCCGGACGUUCCUGUGUUCGUGAGCAAGGAGCACUGGGCCGCUUUUGGGAAUAGCCCCAUGACCGCGACGCUUGCGGGGUGCGUGCCACAGCAUUGGCCGGAAGGAUUCCAGCCUACUCUUGUGGAUUUCUCGGCCGGGGCCGUGGGGCCGUGGGAGACGUCUGGCCGGGUCACGGCUGAUGGGAAGGUUGUGGCGGUGCAUACACCCGGUCACGUCCCCGGCCACAUUUCGCUAGUCGUGUAUGGCGAUAACGAGGACGGAACAACAUCGACGUACUGCUUGCUUGGGGACGCGAGCUAUGGUAUCGAUUUGCUGGAUAAGGAAGAGCCGGAUGGUAUUAAUGACGACCCCAUGUCGGCGUUGGAUAGCUUGCGAAAGAUCAAGGCCUUUGCGAAACAGAGUGAUGUGGUUGUUCUUCCUAGCCAUGACCCGGAUACACCUCGAUUGCUGAAAGAGCGGGUGUUGUACAAGCCACAGGAUAUUUGA